Aspergillus alliaceus is the source of this 1697-nucleotide messenger RNA. Its product is annotated as WD40 repeat domain-containing protein. The transcript is spliced from 3 exons. Gene Ontology annotation, cellular component: nucleolus. Gene Ontology annotation, biological process: ribosomal large subunit assembly. Bases 28 to 1650 code for a protein of 540 amino acids. Gene Ontology annotation, molecular function: protein binding. Lineage: Eukaryota; Fungi; Ascomycota; Eurotiomycetes; Eurotiales; Aspergillaceae. The record is from RefSeq and is a predicted model, not a curated record.
CACUACUCCGCGAUAAGUGAGAUUUUUAUGAUCGCCGAUGAAAUUUUUGUUCAAAAUAAGACCGACAUCAUUACAAACGAAACCCUUCAUUCGAGUGGCAAAAUGGCGACUCUUCUCCCCCCUCCGACUAAGCGCCAGAAGACAGAGGCAGCUGAAAAGGCGCGUCUGCAACAGGAGAUCCAAAGCAUCCCGGAUAAUCUGGGCAGUGUCCGAGUGCAAUUCUUCGACCAAGCAACAGGAUCUGCGACAGGACCUGCAGUGUCCGUCCCGGUGGCCGAUGCCAACGUGAAAAAUCUUGAGACUCUUUUGAAUACAUUACAAGGCAAUGACGAUGAUGAACGAGUACCGUAUCGGUUCGCCUACCAAUCCCAGGACAAAGACAACCAGACAAUCGACAUCCUAGCAGAUCUCUAUCACUCCUUACUCCAUCCUGGGAUCAAAACAACCGAAGAUACCAUCUCUCUAUACUUUACCCCCCAGGCAGUAUUCCGAGUGAAGGCUGUUUCGCGAUGCGCUGCCUCGAUAGCUGGACACGGCGAAGCCAUUCUUGCGACUGCAUUCUCACCUGUAUCUUCUGCUACAAUGGUCACCGGGAGCGGCGACUCAACAGCCCGAGUCUGGGACUGCGACACUGGAACCCCAUUGCACACGCUGAAAGGACACACUAGUUGGGUUCUGGCAGUCGCCUAUUCCCCCAACGGUGCGAUUAUAGCGACAGGUAGCAUGGACAACAGCGUACGGUUAUGGGAUGCAAGGAAAGGACAGGCAUUGGGAGGUCCGCUCAAGGGACACGCGAAGUGGAUCACUAGUCUGGCUUGGGAACCGUACCACGUGCAACAAUCUGGUCGACCGCGGUUGGCUUCGGCAUCCAAGGAUUCCACGGUCCGCAUAUGGGACGUUGUAUCAAAGCGGAUCGACACUGUCUUGACAGGGCACAAAGGCUCGGUUACCUGCGUCCGAUGGGGCGGAAUGGGAAAGAUCUACACGGCUUCUCAUGACAAGACUAUCAAAGUGUGGGACGCCCAGAAAGGUACCAUCAUUCAGACGCUGCAGGCCCAUGCGCACCGCGUGAACCACCUAGCCCUAUCGACAGACUUCGUCCUGAGGACCGCCUACCAUGAUCACACCAAGAAGGUGCCUGAGACCGAGGCAGACAAAGUCGCCGCAGCCCGGAAACGCUUCGAGGAAGCGGCCACGGUCAACAACAAGAUCACCGAGAGGCUUGUGUCUGCAAGUGAUGACUUCACUAUGUACCUGUGGGAACCAGAGAGCUCCAAUAAACCGGUCGCCAGACUACUGGGUCACCAAAAGGAAGUCAAUCACGUAACCUUCUCACCCGAUAUGGCAUACAUUGCAUCCGCUGGAUUCGACAACCAUGUGAAAUUAUGGAACGGCCGAGAUGGAAAGUUUAUCACUACUUUCCGUGGCCACGUCGGUGCCGUCUAUCAGUGCUGUUUCUCGGCUGACUCCCGUCUUCUGGUAUCUUCGUCCAAAGACACCACACUGAAGGUGUGGAACGUCCGUACCGGCAAGCUAGCCAUGGACCUCCCGGGACAUAAAGACGAGGUGUUCGCUGUAGACUGGAGCCCGGAUGGGGAGAAGGUGGGCAGUGGCGGCAAGGAUAAGGCCGUACGGAUCUGGAGAAAUUAAUAUAGAUACGGCAAUAAAAUUUAGAAUUGCGAUACCCUAAGUUACUA